AUGCUCGGGGAACAAGCUUUCGCCCACGCCAUUCACAGAUUCUUGCAAGGAUCUGCAAUCCAGCGACGGUGCUUUCAAGUAGACUGGACUGGCCACGCAUCUGUUGUUACCAAGCUCAGAGUAUGGGUCGAGCGAAAUUUGGCCCCGGUCAUCGAACGAGCGCUCGGAAGAAUCACAGGCGAUGUGAGGCUACGCCUUCCCUUGAGCGAUGUGCAUCGAUUCGUGGCCCUGGCUGUCUCUAAUCUUGGCCGCUCACGGACGCUCAAUCUGUUCAACUAUAUCAAGGCCUGGCCUGCUAGCAUGGGUGCCAUAUUGGACAUUCGCGAAUACCUGGGCGCCGGGGGUCAGUCGGCCAAAGCUCACGUGUGCCACUCCUUUUCCGAGCAAAUCCAGAAGAGAUUACUUCAUGCCGGUGCGAGCACGGCGGAAGUGCUCAGCAUCUACGUCAACGUCAUUCAUGCAUUCAAGACCCUCGACUCGAGGGGCGUGCUGCUGGAGAAGGUGGCUGUGCCCAUCCGCAACUACCUGCGAGGCAGAGAGGAUACUGUGAGCAUCAUCGCUGCGAGCUUCCUUGCAAAUGUCGAUCUGGAGAACAAUGUGUCCUCUAGUGACAUGGACAAAGUUUGUCCCGACAUCACGCUGGAAGUAGCGAACUCUACCCUUGAAGAUAAUCGGGAGAACAAGAUGCUCAACUGGAACGAUAUGGAGUGGACUCCCGAUCCCAUCGACGCCGGCCCGAACUACAAGUCGUCCAAAUCAGAAGACGUCAUCGCCUACAUCCUCGGCCUGUUUGAGCAGGAAGAGUUCAUCAAAGAAGUCACAGCAGUCCUCGCGCAGCAUCUCUUACACGGCACGGACGCCGAAUUCGUCAAAGAGACUCGACUGGUCGAGCUCUUCAAAUCCCGCCUCGAUGCAUCCAAACUGCAAGCCGCUGAAGUCAUGCUUAAAGACGUGCGCGACUCCGUUAUUCUCGGCAGACGCAUCAACCCCCGUGCCGUAUACGAAAAUGCUUCGACGAGAGUACCUCCGCCGACCCCGCGAGAAAUCCAAGCCGCCAUUCCAGAAGACGGCAUCACCCUCUCCGCCCUCUUUAAAAUGUUCGAAGGCCGCAUGAAGAGCGCUCAAUUCAUUGCAGCAGUCAAGCUCGUGGCAAACAAGCGCAACGACCUCUUCUUCCCCAAACGGACCCGCGUCCCACUAGAUGCAUCCGUUCCCGCGCCCAACGGGCGGCGCGAGGGCGAAGUGGACUUCAAAGCGCAGAUUCUGUCCAGUUUCUUCUGGCCGCAGCUGCGCUCCAAUGGGUUCCUCUUACCCGCUUCUCUUUCUCAAUACUGCAAAGACUUCGAAGACCGCUUCCAUUCGCUCGGCAGUCAGCGCAGAUUACACUUUCGGCCUGCACUGGCGCGAGUAUCCCUCAAACUGGAGCUGGAAGAUCGCGUGGUGCAAGAAACCGACGUCGCGGCAUGGAGGGCAAGCGUGAUCGACCUUUUCACACGCAACGACAGCACGCAGCAAAACCACGACGAGCCCAUCCACCUCGACGUCGAAACAAUCGCCACAACCCUCAACAUGGAAUCAGACCUCGUCCACGACGCGCUCAACUUCUGGCUCGCGAAGAAAGUCCUCUACGAAGUCUCGCCCGGCACCUACGCCGUGCUCGAACGACUGGACAUGGACGUCGCCGCCUCCGCCCCGCCCCUCCCACCCCAGCAAGAAGAAGCGAUGUCAGCGGUAGUCUCGCAGGGUGCGAUGUUGAGGGAGAGCGCGGCGAUGUUCGAAGUGUUUAUUGCGAACAUGCUGCGCAAUCAGGGCGCCAAGGCGAUUGGGGGCAUGAUGGGGAUUACGAAUUUGCUCAAGAUGGUGCUGCCGGGUUUUACGUAUGGGGAUGAUGAGGUUGCGUGGUUGUUGGGGGAGAUGGAGGGGCGGGGGGAGGUGGUGAGGAAUGGGGAGUUGUGGAGUGUGGCGUGA
This is a messenger RNA of Neohortaea acidophila, 1968 nucleotides long. RefSeq lists its product as uncharacterized. Bases 1 to 1968 code for a protein of 655 amino acids. Gene Ontology annotation, cellular component: anaphase-promoting complex. The record is from RefSeq and is a predicted model, not a curated record. Lineage: Eukaryota; Fungi; Ascomycota; Dothideomycetes; Mycosphaerellales; Teratosphaeriaceae. The transcript has a single exon. Gene Ontology annotation, biological process: ubiquitin-dependent protein catabolic process. Gene Ontology annotation, molecular function: ubiquitin protein ligase binding.